Molecule: messenger RNA, 3993 nt
Organism: Ustilago hordei
Lineage: Eukaryota; Fungi; Basidiomycota; Ustilaginomycetes; Ustilaginales; Ustilaginaceae
Exons: 1
Coding region: 1-3993 (1330 amino acids)
Biological process (GO): telomere maintenance via telomere lengthening
Molecular function (GO): double-stranded telomeric DNA binding
Source: RefSeq, a predicted model, not a curated record
AUGUUCUCCAUCGUCUCCAGCGCGAGGGCGACGCGCGCGUCCAAUGCAGCUUCCGCUUCCACCUCGCGAACUCGACCCGUCAAAGACAUCAAACGACGUUCCACCCUCAUCUUGCCAAGGUCCGCUCCUGGCUUCCCAAGUCUCACAGACUCUUCCGAUCCAGACCAAUCCAACGACACGGUCUCCAACACCCGUCGGUCCAACCAACGGCAACGGUUCCAAGAAGAGAGUGACAACGCGAUCAGCGAAGAGGAUCUAGACCAAGAGGCACUCGAUGAGAUGCUUGUCUUGGAGCAACUUACACCGCGGCCAGUCCGACGCACAUUGCUCGAGCCAGUUGAUCUCGACACCACCCAGACCGCGCUAGAUCGCUUCCGUCUUCGAGAGCAACAAGGGCAGAGAGCGAGUAGAGCAUCUCUUGCCGCACCUGCCCAGGCUGGUCGUUCAAGUAUCUCCAGCCGCUCGCAAACCUCCCGUCGCUCCCGGCAAAGUGCGCCUGUAACCCGCACAGCCAACUCCGAAGCCUCUGGAUCUCGCUCGCUCCACACAGCAAGAAGCCAGAUAUCCACAGUCCCCUCAACAACGCGUCAAACCCGCCGCCCCCUCGCCACCACCACCGUCAAUUUCAACGACACUUCACCCUCCGAAACCGAAACCGAAGCCAUCGCAAACACCACCAUGGCUCGUCCCGGCCAACGACUUCGACCCUCCCUCUCGCUUCCCGAUGGUCGACUCGAUGUCCCUACCAUCGAAGAACGAUGCGCAGCCCUAGUCAUCACCGCCAAAGGCGUCCUCCACUUCUACAUGAAUCUCUACACCCCGCGCGGAUGGCGACCCGAAUCAUUCGAUGAAAUGCUCCGCAAUUGGAUCCCUUUCGAAUCCUACAAGACAAACCAGCUGCUGGCUGAAGGUCAAUACAUGCAUCAUUUCAUCGAUAUUGAACAAGUCACUCGUUCUUUAGCCGCUGCAGGGGAGCCAAGGCCGGACGGGUUGGAGGAAGCCAUGAAGAUGGCCAACUGUGCUACCUUUGUACACUACGUACAGCAGCUUCCGACGGAUCCGAAGCUGUAUGGGAGGAACGAAGGGAGGGAGAUUACGGGUGCCGAUGUGAGUCGCGUGGGGUUAAGGAGGGUCGGGGAGUUGAGUGAUGCUAGGAGAGUGUUUUUGAGAUGGAUUUUACCGAGUGGAUGGGAGGUGACGGAUGAGGUGUUGGGCAUGUUGUUGGAUCUGAGUAUUCAGAUUUAUAUCCAUAGGGUCGAGAGGACGAUUGAGCAAGUUAGAGCUGGCGAAAUUACCGAAGAUGCUGCACGGCGCAGCAUUUCGGAUCAUCUGAUCGACCUGAUGAGUGGCGACGUAGUUCGACAUUCAUUGCAAAGGGUCAAACGACAACGUAAAAUGUCGAAAGCAAACAUCGAACGAAUGGUGCAACGGUACGAAACAUUCGCUAACGUUCGUCAAACCGAUCUACAACAACUCGGUUUCGACAUCAAUACCAUGCGCACCACCUUUUCUUUUCGUCGAAUGGCCGCCGAUCUCACUGGAUACGUACAUGAUGUGGUGAGGGAAGUGGAUCGGGGUAUGCGUUCGACCACGUUACCGCUGAUCAUUGAUCGGUUGGAGAGGGAGAAUAGUUCGUUUGUAAGUUCUGAUCCAUCAGAGCCAGUGGUCGGGUCGAGCUCGGUGUUGGACGAUGAUGCGGAUUCGAUGUAUGCGGGCGGACCAAGUCAGUCUACGCCCAAGGCAACGCAGAGAAGUGGUGGCGAUUCGCAACCGUAUGCAUCGCAAUUCGUAGGAUGGUUGGAUGAGAUGUUGGACGAAGAUCCGCAGUCCAGCCGAGUCGGGCUGGCUCGAAACCAGCCUCGAACGCAGGAGGAGGAUGAAGAGAUGGACUUGACCGAAACCCAAAAGAUUCGCGAACUCGAUCGGAUGCUACUGGAAGGAACUACCGACGAAGGAGAGCCAGCUUCAAGUACAAGUGUUGACUUGGACAUUGCAUCAAGUCCGCCACGUGGCAAGCUCAGCACGAGGUUAUCGGCUGCGUUGAACAGUUCUGGUCGCACCACGACACGGGUAGCUGACUCAGCAUCAGCAUCGGUUUCGGAUGCGGUAGAAGUUUCAGAGAGCGGUACCGAUGCUGCAGCCGAACCAAGGAGGAGUAGGGAUGGACCAUUCGAUUCCCCUGCGAAGGAGAAGGCCAAUAGGUUAGGGUUUGAUAGUCAGAAUCGAAUCGUGCGACGCACGGAGGCGCGGGCUAGGAAGAAUCAGAGGUUGUUGGAUGGAAGUAAGGCCGGAGUGAGAGAGGAGAGGUUCGAUUCGCAGGGGGAGGAAGAGGAGGAUGUGUUCUUGGAGAAGACGGUAAAGGGUAGGACGAGCAGGGCAAAGAGUAAAGGGAAAGGGAAGGCGAGGGAGAGAGUGGGGCAGGCAGAGGUGAGCGUGGUUGAGGGUGACGCCGUGGAGGGUUCCGCUAGGCCGAGGCGGAAUGUGAGAUCGACUGCUGCAAGUGGGCAGGCGGAACAGGGUGCGGGAAGCGAAGCUGUAGCAGAGGAGGAACCGGAGGAGGAGGACGACGGGUACGAACGUCAGACAGCCAGAAGACGAGGGACAAGGAGCGCAGCUAGACAGUUGCAGCUCAAGCAAGAAUCGCUCAGUCCAACCAAAGCUCAGCUUAAAAAUGCUAGGGAUCCAGCCGACGGAGAGCCUGCGUCCACCACAGCAAGAGUCACUCGCACCACCACCGGCGGGGAUUCUGGCCCAAUCGGUCUCGGCAGAGGUCUGCCUGAUGGCGAAAAUCGUACCUCAGCCCGCAUCCUGUCAACAGCAUCCGGUAGACUCCAUGAAGAAGGAGAAGCUAGCUCCGACGAAUCCGAAUCCCAAUCCGCAGAUGCCACCGCACGAAUUCGCAUUGAUCCCACCAACGCUGAGUUCGCCCCCACCCGUGCUACACCGGACGAGAAUUUCCUCGGUGACGACAACAGUGUUAUCCUCAACCGUCGUGCAGCAAUCGAUGCCGCUAUUGCAGCUAGGAAACCUCGACCUGGUACUUUGCAUUUCCGCCGACCCGAAGCUGACGAUGAAGCCAUGCCCCUCCUGCUCGGGGAGGAUGGAGAGGAGGGAGGGAACAUUGAUGCGAUUGCCAGAAGGAGGAGGAGGAGGAGGAGGGAUGGUGAUGUAGCAGCUAUUCUUCUCACUUCGAAUACUCGUCCACAGCGUCGUAUUGGACCCUACCAUCCAGAGAACUCAACAAGGGGCCAGGGGGCGGAGGAAGAAGCUGAUCCAUCCUCAAUCCCUGAUCUCCAAUUCGACGAUGAGGUCGAUGAACUUGAUGAAGAUCCCCCCCAACCCUCUUUGUCGCGCCGCCGUCGCAACACCCAUACCGAACCAUUAGGCCAAUCGGUUCGCGUAGAACCCUACAAACGAUCCAACCUCUACGUUACAGGCCAUAACAUGACGGGACGUUCUCGUUGGACCCCCACCGAAGUCCAGUGCCUGCUCGACUGCCUACACGAGCUAGCAAGGUACAAAAAGGUCGCACCCAAGUUCAAAGUCUACACCGAGAUCCUCAAACGGCAUGGGGUGAAUGGGACGCAGAGUAGGAUCUUGGCGAGGUGGAACAAUGUUCAGUUGAAAGACAAAAGUCGGAAUGAACUAAUUAGGAUGAAAAGGGAGGGCAAGAGGAUUCCGUAUUGGAAGAGGCUGUUGCAUGCUAAUAUUUGGAAGCCGAAGCCGGUGGUUCCGGUGGGAAGGGAAAGGGAGGAGACCGAAGAUGUGCCGGAGUUGGGGAGCGGUGUUGAGUUGCCCUCUGCCGACGGGGGUGGGAGUGGGAGGAGGGAUGGAGAAAUGGAGGAGGAGGAUGUGAUCAGGGAUGAUAUCGAGAGUGCAGCCGGGGACGAAGAUCAGGUUGAAGGCGAGCGGAGGGCUGAUGAUGGGGUCGAGCUUGCGAUCGAGGCUCCUGGAGAUCGGUCCGGUUCGAAUCCGCUUCGGAAUGAGCCCUGA